UCGUUGUUUGUAAACAUCGAUGUUGAUUCCGCAGUUCGACAUAUCAUAGCGCGCGCUGUUAUGGAAAUGGAUUCGUCUAUUGGUGGGAGCUUAGGAGCAACACAAAGUAGUGCCAAGGGAAGCUCUGCUUCGGCUGAGGGUAUUGCUCCGGUGUUUAUUAAACAAAUUAUUCUAUCGCAAGAAGGAAAUUUCCUAAUGUUUGGGAUGUCGUUUGGAAUGAUAACAUGUGUAGCUGUUGUUCGUUCAAUAGAUAUAUCAUCUACUAAAAUCACCUAUACCCUGGAGGAUCUCUCUGGACAAAUUGAAGCACACUAUUGGUUGGAAGAAGGCGACACUUUGAAGGCUCCUGACGUUAUGCUAAACAAUUACGUCAAACUCUAUGGUAGUGUUCGUACGCAGGGCCAUCAAAAAAUGUUGAUGGUUUUUAAAAUGUUUGCCAUUAUGAAUUCAAACGAAGUUUGUACUCAUGUGUUAGAAGUACUUAAUGCUCGAUAUAAAUCUGAAGAUUUCGCUACGAAGUCCUCUGAUAAAAUAAGUACUAAUAUUGAAGCGAGUGGUCUCAAUCCGAAUAAUAUAGGAGGAAAUAAUUACCUUGGCUUAGAGGGGAAACAGUUGGCUGUUCUUCAAGCUGUUAAGAACAAUAUAACUACGGAAGGUAUUAGCCGGAAAGAAUUGCAGCUAAAAUUUAGUCACAUCAGCGCCAACGAGAUUAACUCCAUAAUCGAGUUUUUGAUUUCUGAAGGCCAUAUAUAUUCCAGUUUUGAUGCUGAUCAUUUUGUAAGUUCAGAGUAAAGCCUGUGAAAUGCAUUUAUUUUAUUGAACCAAUAUAUUUUUAUACGAAUGGAGUUUACUCUGUAUCUUAGUACGAUAAUAAAGUUGUAGCGAUGAUUGUUGACAAGA
This is a messenger RNA of Anastrepha obliqua, 900 nucleotides long. It is a transcript of the gene RPA2, whose product is annotated as replication protein A 32 kDa subunit. Lineage: Eukaryota; Metazoa; Arthropoda; Insecta; Diptera; Tephritidae. Gene Ontology annotation, molecular function: DNA binding. Gene Ontology annotation, biological process: DNA replication; nucleotide-excision repair; double-strand break repair via homologous recombination. The coding region runs from base 61 to 792 and encodes 243 amino acids. The record is from RefSeq and is a predicted model, not a curated record. Gene Ontology annotation, cellular component: DNA replication factor A complex; nucleus; chromosome, telomeric region. The transcript has 4 exons.